Setaria italica (foxtail millet) is the source of this 845-nucleotide messenger RNA. RefSeq names its product transcription factor SOX-4. Bases 183 to 542 code for a protein of 119 amino acids. NCBI's taxonomy places the organism in Eukaryota, Viridiplantae, Streptophyta, Magnoliopsida, Poales, Poaceae. The record is from RefSeq and is a predicted model, not a curated record. The transcript has a single exon.
GUCGGGUACUGAAGUAGCGUCCACGCCAUCUGCAUGAAUGCGCCCAAAAAAGCUCGCCGCAUGCAGAAAGGGCCAUGGCUGGCGGCACUGUCUCCCUUUUGAGGCCAGAACUCACAUCGAAUCCCAAGCGAGCCAUAAGCUAGCAGUGGGAGCGGGCAUUAUUGCUUGUGUCGUGCCGGGGCAUGGCGGCGCCGGCGCCGGUGGAGGUCGGCGCGCAGGGCACGGUGGGCUCGCUGGUGCUCCGGGAGGUCGAGUACUUCCGGAGGGCGGACGUCGCCGGCGGCGGCAACCACGGCAAGAAGAGCAGCAGCAAGGAUGCAGCCAGUGGUGGUGGUGGCGGCGGCGGCAGCCCCCGGGGCAGCAGCAGCGGCAAGAAGCAGAAGAAGAAGGGUGGUGGUGUAGGCAACGGGUCGUUCUUGCCGAGGAUGUGCUCGUCGGCGGAGGUGGCGGAUUCCCCCGGCGGCGGCCGGAGGGAGCGGCCCGCGAGGAUCCGGUACCGGCCUCUGCGGGAGGAAGGGGACGCUCUGGCUCACGAGGACUAGCAGGCAUGGCGUGCAGCAGCUGAUGCUGAUUGGUGGACAUGCCGGAUGGUUUGUGCCGGAUGUCUGUGUCAGAUCCGGAGAAGUGUAUGUGCCGAUAGAUACUGGAUGAUUUCUUGCCAUUUUUCUAUUUUGGCCUCCCCUCCAUAUUCAGUGUUAGUGUUUAUGACUAUAUCAGAAAAGUAUGUAUGAGUGUAUGACUUUUCGUUUAACUUGUAUCCAUCCAUUGGUUUGACUGCUUGUGUUCCAACUUCCAAGGAUCAGAUAAGCCCAUGGUAAUCUAUUUUGCUAGCUAUUGACUUGACA